UCUCUCUCUCAACUCGAGAGACUAGCUCUGUAUGUAUGUGUGUGAGAAGAGAGAGAGAGUUGUUAGCUCACACGCUUUAGCUUAAACACAAAGUUUUCGCAUUUUUGCUUUCUAUUUUCUCGGAAUUCACAAAAAACUGAAAGUUUCAACCUUUACGAAAAUUAGGCCGAAAGAAACAAUCUUUGAGUUUGAUUUCUUCUUUCUUCUUUCUUCUUCUUCUUCUCUAAUGGAUUCCAGAGAUAUCCCACCACAACCACCGUCACAGCUUCAAACUGGUAUGUUAAUGUCUCAUUACCGUAACCCUAACGCCGCCGCUGCUGCAUUGAUGGUUCCCACUUCCACAUCUCAAUCGAUCCAACAUCAUCGUCUUCCUUUUGGCAAUCUAGCUCCUCAACAACAAUCUCAAACGUUUCAUCAACAACAAAUGGAUCAGAAGACCCUUGAAUCUCUUGGAUUUGGUGAUGGAUCGCCUUCUUCUCAGCCGAUGCGAUUUGGGAUCGAGGAUCAGAAUCAAAAUCAUCAACCACAAGCGAAGAAGAAGCGAGGUAGGCCGAGGAAGUACACUCCUGAUGGUAGCAUUGCUUUAGGCUUAGCUCCGACGUCUCCUCUUCUCUCCGCCGCUUCUAAUUCUUACGGUGGUGGUGGUGAUGGUGGUGUUGGAGAUAGUGGUGGUGGUGGAGGAGGAAAUGGGAACUCUGCUGAUCCACCUGCUAAACGUAACAGAGGAAGACCUCCUGGUUCUAGCAAGAAACAGCUUGAUGCUUUAGGAGGAACUGCAGGAGUAGGGUUUACACCUCAUGUCAUUGAAGUGAAGACAGGAGAGGACAUUGCGUCAAAGGUGAUGGCUUUUUCGGAUCAAGGGCCAAGAACAAUAUGUAUUCUCUCUGCAAGUGGUGCAGUUUGUAGAGUGAUGCUUCGCCAAGCUUCUCAAUCUAGUGGAAUCGUUACUUAUGAGGGACGAUUUGAGAUUAUUACUCUCUCAGGCUCGUUCUUGAAUUAUGAGGUAAAUGGCUCCAUGAACAGAAGUGGUAGCUUGAGUGUCUCUUUGGCUGGACCUGAUGGCCGGAUUGUAGGUGGCAGUGUAGUUGGUUCGCUGGUAGCUGCAACACAAGUCCAGGUCAUAGUGGGAAGCUUUGUUACGGAAGCAAAGAAACCUAAACAAAGUGGCGUCAACAAUGCUCGCGGACAGAAUCCUGAACCGGCUUCAGCGCCUGCUAACAUGUUGAACUUUGGAUCAGUCUCUCAAGGGCCAUCGAGCGAGUCAUCAGAGGAGAACGAGAGCGGUUCUCCAGCAAUGCACCGUGACAAUAAUAAUAAUAAUAAUGGGAUUUAUGGAGGUCAACAACAACAACAGCAACCUCUUCAUCCUCAUCAGAUGCAAAUGUACCAACAUCUUUGGCCUAAUCAUGGUCAAUAAAACGAAUUCGCUCUGAAAACUCCAUCUCGGUAUUUCGGUUAUGGUUAGGGUGGAAUUGAUCUUUGAGGAUAGUAUGAUCUCUUCUUGUUGCUUACACGGUCUAAAGAAGAUUCAAGCUUAAUCGUUUCUUUGUAGCAUUUUUUUUUUGGGGUUAUUAGAUAACAAAAAAUAUAGAUAGAUCUUGAAAUUAGUGUUCUUUCAGUUUUUA
This is a messenger RNA of Capsella rubella, 1625 nucleotides long. RefSeq names its product AT-hook motif nuclear-localized protein 8. The transcript is spliced from 5 exons. NCBI's taxonomy places the organism in Eukaryota, Viridiplantae, Streptophyta, Magnoliopsida, Brassicales, Brassicaceae. The record is from RefSeq and is a predicted model, not a curated record. Bases 227 to 1417 code for a protein of 396 amino acids. Gene Ontology annotation, molecular function: minor groove of adenine-thymine-rich DNA binding.